This is a messenger RNA of Zingiber officinale, 1366 nucleotides long. RefSeq lists its product as uncharacterized. The transcript is spliced from 4 exons. NCBI's taxonomy places the organism in Eukaryota, Viridiplantae, Streptophyta, Magnoliopsida, Zingiberales, Zingiberaceae. The coding region runs from base 1 to 1161 and encodes 386 amino acids. The record is from RefSeq and is a predicted model, not a curated record.
AUGGUUCAACGCAGUGCGAAGUUCCUUUGUAUUCCAACAUCUGCAAAGCGUCGUAGGGAAGGUGAGACGGCGCUAGAUCCGCACGCCGCCACCGUCGUCCUGCUCUCUCCUUCGCCAUCUCCUCCGUCCUCUACAUUACAAGGCGUCGGUGGUCGCCGGACGAUUCCCCGAAUACCCUUCUCUCGAAGCUCUUCAUCAAAACUCUACCCAGACGUCCACGUAACCACGAAACCCUCGACCGGCCAUUGCUCAUUUGCUCUUCUUCGUUCUGACUUACCUCCUCCUGUAGGCCGUAGGCUCGCCAUCACGCCAACCCACUCCGACCUCGCCGUCAAAUCAUCUCCUUCCCCUUCUCCGCCAGUUUUGGAAUCCGCUGCCGGACGCUCCCCUUCCUUCGCCUUCGGCAUGGUCAUCUCGCGGGAGACGCCAUCCAGGCGCCCGAAUCCGUCCCCGGAGACGGCGGCAGCCGCCGAAUCUCGGCUCCCUCUCCGAGGGACGCAGGGGAGCCUCCUCCAAGGCUUCCCCUUCCAGAUCUUGAAGACGUGGGGCAGGCAUAGGGGGGUCCGUUGCAUGGGCAAGGAGGAGACCGCCGACGCCGGCGAACGGCGAUCUCCGUCGGAGUCGGCGUGCCCUCGGAUCCGUGUCCCGGAUAGCGGCCGCAGCGACGGAGACGACUCGGGAGUUGAGGAGGUCAGGGAACGCCUGUUGGUUCACCUCCGUGAGGCAGCGGACCGGAUGAAGUUGGUGCUGCCCAAAGGCAGCGGCGAGACUGAGCCGGCUCCGGUGCCGGAGUUGACGCCCGAUCUCGAGGCUUCCGACGGCUCUAAGGCACUUCCAUGGAAUCUGAGGACGCGGCGCGGUGCGUCGAGGGAGAUCGAGCGGCGCCGGAGUGUUUCCCCUCCGCCGCCGCCGCCCACGGCGGAGAAAAGGACGGUCCGGCUGAGGUCGGAGGGUCCUAGGAGAAAGGAGCGGCCUAGGUUCUCGAUCUCGCUCACGAAAGAGGAGAUCGACGAGGACAUCUACGCCGUGACCGGGUGCAGGGCUCGCCGCCGGCCAAGGAAGCGGCCGAGAGUCAUCCAAAAGCAGCUCGAGGCGCUAUUCCCCGGCUCGUGGCUGACGGAGAUCGCCGCCGACAGCUACAAGGUCCCAGAACAGCGGUAACCCUACCGCGAGGGACGCGACGCCUCGGACUCCGUAUCGUCCAGCCAUGGGUUUCUCCUACAAAAGACAAUAGUAAGGGCGGAAAAAAAAUCAUCUUUUCUUUCAGAAUUCGCUACUUUGACAUCGUAGAAAACCCUCAUUGCGUCAAAAAUUCGUCCUGUAAUCGUCCUGUUUUAUGAGUUCCAACUGUCGCUCUGUUCCAGAA